Sporisorium graminicola is the source of this 2004-nucleotide messenger RNA. RefSeq lists its product as uncharacterized. Bases 1 to 2004 code for a protein of 667 amino acids. The transcript has a single exon. Gene Ontology annotation, cellular component: fungal-type cell wall. Gene Ontology annotation, biological process: carbohydrate metabolic process; fungal-type cell wall organization. Gene Ontology annotation, molecular function: glycosyltransferase activity; hydrolase activity, hydrolyzing O-glycosyl compounds. Lineage: Eukaryota; Fungi; Basidiomycota; Ustilaginomycetes; Ustilaginales; Ustilaginaceae. The record is from RefSeq and is a predicted model, not a curated record.
AUGACUAUCAAGCCAAGCGAUUACAACAACAACAACGUCUUCAUGCCUAUCCUCGAAUACAAUGGCAAUGCAUCUUCACCAUUCACUCUCGACUCUGGUUCGCUCGGAGCUGGUCCUGAAGGUGUACUUAUGCAACUGACAGCCGCCCAGCAAGCCAAGAUCUCAACCACCGACUACCUCAUGUAUGGCUAUGUGGAAGCGACGCUCCGACACAAUGCUCGACAGGGUCUGGUCGCUGCUUUUAUCACCAUGUCCAACAUCAAAGAUGAGAUCGACUGGGAGUUCACCACUUCGAACUCGUCCUCGGGAAUGAGCAACUAUUUCCGCAUGGGACAGAUAGUGAAGGACUCCGGCGCUACCGUUAGCCCGCCCAACUUUAACGUCAGCGACUGGCACACCUACGGUCUCAACUGGACGAGCAGCCAGCUGCAGUGGAGUAUUGACGGCACUGUGGUGAGAACGCUGACUCGGGCUCAGGCAGGCACCAACUAUCCACGAUCGCCGUCGAGGAUCCAGUUCAGUACAUGGGCAGGCGGCAAUACAACCAACCCGGAAGGCACCAUCGAGUGGGCCGGCGGGCCGAUCGACUGGACUACGCCCGAGUACCAGAAGAACGGCUUCUACUCGCAGGAAAUUAAGCAGUUCAACGUUCAGUGCGCCAGUCUCAGCACCCUCAACCUGACGAGCGUUUCUGCAAGUUCAAACGGCAACGGCAAUGUCACUUCCUUUGUCUACACGGGCGCCAACUCGUCGACGACCCUCGAGCCUUCGUUCGGAACCAGUACCGAUCCACUGAGGACACUUUCAGAUCCAGGCGCGGAUGGCUAUCCAGGCUACCCAGGUUACGGUGUAGACAGCGCGCAGUCCGGUAAGGAUGGCAAGGAUGGCAAAGACGGCAAAAGCUCAAACAAAGACAUUGGCUCUGACAGCAACAGUAAAGACAGAGAUGCAAACAACAAGGACGACUCCGCAAACAGCUCCUCCAUUUCGACUUCGGAUGCUCUCAAAUACGCGCUGCCUAUCUCUGGCGCCAUCAUCGGUUUAGCAGCGAUCUGGGCUGUUGUCGCUUUUGUGCGCAGUCGCCACCUCAAGGCGCCCAUCAUCAACGCGAUCGGCGUGACGGGCGUCAAUGAUCCGCGCUUCAGCGGAUUCGAGAGGUCGUCGAACACUGCGAAUGCUUUGGCCUAUCAGGAUGUGGAGCAAGAGCCGACGAGCAUGUACCGCAACGAGCCCAACAUGAACCUGAUGAUGGGAGGCGGGAUCAUGUCGGAUGCUGGCUUGUCUCAUUUGCAGCGACAGACGACGGGUGGGUCUAGAGUGUCGCGCACCUCGAGCCGCAGCAUCGCUGAUCGAAUGUUGAGGAGCACGAGCAAGGCACAAAGGUAUCAGCAGCUCGACGCAACAUUGGAGGAAGAGGGAAUGGAACAAGUGUCCAGGCAUUCGGUCAGCCGGCCUUUGAACAGCAACAGUGCGGGUGACAGGCCCUUCUUGGUGGCUAGCAACGCUUAUCAGCAUCACGCGUACGAGCAAGCGGCACGAGAAGAGGAGGCGGGCGGGGUCGAACAAUUCGUCGACGAGCACGUCCACCAUACUUACGGCGGUACAGACAGCUACUACGGCACCCCCAUCUCGAGUCCAGCCAAGAGGAACGCCGAGGUGACGAGGGGCUACUACGAGCCAAGCUCUGCGGCCGACCAGUCGUUCGAAGCGUGCCAGCUGCAAUCGCCACAGCGACGUGCGUUGCCCAUAGCGCCGUACACGCCCAACUAUGCGCAUAGUCCCUCUGCGCCUCCUGUGCGACCGUCGGGGAGGAUGUACGACACGCCCAACGUCAACUACUAUCCGACACCCGUGAUGAUGCAGAGCGAAGGAUACGUUCCGACAGCGCACACACCUGCGCACCACACUGACAGUCCGUUUCCGUACGACACCACCCACAGCAAUGGAGCUGCGGGAUACUAUCAAGGAGGCUAUGCUCCUGUGCCACCGCCUCGACACCACUGA